Molecule: messenger RNA, 1272 nt
Organism: Rhagoletis pomonella (apple maggot)
Lineage: Eukaryota; Metazoa; Arthropoda; Insecta; Diptera; Tephritidae
Product: protein rogdi-like
Cellular component (GO): RAVE complex
Source: RefSeq, a predicted model, not a curated record
AUCUCGUGAGGAGGUGCUGCAAAUCAUAGGUGAAUUGAUAGGUGCUCUUCAGCGAGGUCGCACUAGUCUCAUAAUACCAAAGAAGAAAGCAAUCGACGAACUUAUGAAAGGGCGAAAUAUGAAAUCGCUCACACCUAAUCUACCAGAAGAUCAAGCAAUAUCUUUCUUUUUACAAUGCCAUAAACUCAUAAUAGCGAUUUAUCAAUUGUUAAACGUGCAGGGCACUAUGAAAAUGGAGGCCACACAGGCUGAGUGCUCUGUGGGUUGGCUCAAUGACGUGCUUGUGUUGUUUACCGUAGGUCUAACUCUAUGCCAACAGCUGAAGGAUAAAAUUAACGCAUUUAAAAUGGACACUUCAAGUUAGUAAUUUUCCUACCGUCGUCUGUGAAUGUAAGUUUGUGUUAUGUACACACAGCCAAUGUCAACCUAUAUAGUGGGCAGAAACGUCGUAUGUAAGUAACAACUCAGAAACGAACAAGUUUAUUAAGUAUUUCUAACUACAAAGAAUAUAAUAUGAAACUACUAUACAUACAAUGUACUUAAUGAGUACGUUUAAAUGCAUACACAUGCACAUGCGUAUUAUAACUACAUAAAGAACCAAAACGUGAGGGUGUUAAUGCGAAGGUGGUAAAAACAAAAUGUGAUAUCUAGCAUUUAAAAAUAUUCCAUACAUACAUCACCAGCGUAUGGUUGUUCUGAAAAAAAAAACAAACGACAAAAAAUUUUAAUAAUGUUAUGAUAUUAAUGUUAUUUAAAAAAUAUCCCUAAAAUCAAAUUGUGUGAUGUAAAUCAGAAAUUGUGCACACACUUCAUAAAGAGCGUGUCAGACGUGGCAAUAUUUCCAAUUUUCCACGCAAUUCGCUGUCAAAUUGAGACAGACACAUUUUAUUUCGAUGUAUGAACAGCCAGAAGACCUUGCUGUCACAUUUCGGAAAUCAGUUUCAGAAAUAAAAGUUGCAAAAUGUUACUGCAAUUCAGAGAGCGCAAAUCGAUUUCAGAAAUAUAUUUCAACUUGCUCGUGCUGCACUAGCAAUCUGCAAUUUGCCUUUCGGGAAAUAAAAAACCUCUUCCGAAAGACACUUUACAUGCAAGGUGUGACUGCUCAUGCAACUGCUUUCUGAAAUUUUGCAAUUUGACAGCCUUUUCGAAAUAUAUUGCAUUGUCACGUCUGGUAGGAUCUUAAGAGCUAGGCUAAAAAUUAAACUGAAGAACAGUCCCUGAGCGGAAUUAGCGACUUUUCUUUAGAAUUUAAGUAUUUAUUUCCAUUAAGGG